AUGGCGACGUUCAUGGUAGCAGUGGAUGGGUCCAAGAACUCGCACGAGGCCUUCGACACGGCCUGCCGGCUGCUCAACCGAGGCGAGGACCACCUCCUCAUCGUGACCUGCGCCGAGAAGGUGCAGGGCAAGCACCUCCUGCCCGCCCUGACCCACAAGGAGAAGGAGGCCCACGAGGCCCUCACCGCCCGUGUCGAGCGCGCCCAGAAGGCCAUCAUGGAGCCCUUCCGUGAGCUCGCCGAGGAGCGCGGCAUCAAGUCCACCUGCAUCAUGCUCAAGGGCCACCACGCCGGCCAGAUGCUCUGCACCCUCGUCGACGAACGCAACGUCGACUUCCUCGUCGUCGGCCGACGAGGAAUGAACAAGGUGAAGCGGUUGCUGGCAGGGAGCACGUCCAAGUAUGUGAUGGAGCAUGCGUCGUGCAACGUGGUGGUGGUGAAGGGCUACUUCCUGCCGGACCAGCACGGGAGCGUGAAGGAGGUGGACAGGCUCGAGGAGGAGGAGCGCGUGCGCCGUCUGCACCUGGACGAGGACCGCGAGGUCGCCGCCAUGGAGCACAAGGAGCGCGUGGCCGCCCACAUCGGCGCCGUGCGCGACGAGGAGGACGAGAGGCGCAGGAGGGUCGCCACCGAGCGCAUCAUCGACGACCGCGUUCACCUGUGCGAAGUCCUCCAAUUCGACAGCGACAGCGACUAG
Molecule: messenger RNA, 696 nt
Organism: Acanthamoeba castellanii str. Neff
Lineage: Eukaryota; Discosea; Longamoebia; Acanthamoebidae
Product: universal stress domain containing protein
Exons: 2
Coding region: 1-696 (231 amino acids)
Source: RefSeq, a predicted model, not a curated record